AUGAAGAUUCCUGCCCAGAACGUCGAAGAGACCGCAGCUCGCGCGCCCUUCACUUCGCGCUGUCUCUCUUCUUUUCGAGAUUCGUCGUUCGUUUCUCCGCGAACUUCCUCAGCUCCUUCUCCACCACCUCCAAGUUCCUCCUCGACGUCUGCGUACGACGACACCCCCUUCUUGCCGCGUCGCGUUCUGGUGACAGUGGGGACGACGUCGUUCGACGCGCUGAUCGAUGCGGUGCUUGACCCAGCUUUUCUCUUGCUUCUUCUCUCUCGCGGCUGCCGGCGCCUUGUUCUCCAGUUUGGCAGAGGAAAAAGUCCAGCUCUUUCCUUUCCCCGUCGCGCGCGCUUCUCUGCCGAUGCCCGAGCACUUGGAUCUUUCACGAACGCGAGCUCCCCGUCACCGCGACUUCUCUCCCGCGAGCGGACUGAGGCCCUAGAGAGCCGUCUGCCUGCAGCUGCUUGUCUCUGCGAAGGCGCAGCCGAGAACUCCUGCCAGGAAAGAAGCGCAGACGCACAUGAACAAACAGAACAGGGCCGAGAGGAAGCAAGCACGCACCAACGGAGCGAAGGAGGAGAGGAAGACGACUCGCAAGGAGAGCGUGAGGUUGUUGGAGAAACGAGGUCGUCUGUAGAGGAACUCGGCGGCUGCCAAGAAACGGAAGGGUAUGUCUCUCGUGGUGCUUUCUCCGCCGCACCCGGGUCCCAGACGGAGCCCUCGUCUUUGGAGUCCCAAGAUUGCGGAGCGUUUCGAGUGUCUCUGUCCGACCUUCUCUCUCUUCUCUCAGAGAGUCCAGGCCAGAACGCAAGCGCGUUUCUCCCGGCGGCUUCCGCGUCGGUUCCCUCGUCUGAUGUCUCGCCGCGAGGCUCCUCGCCCUCGCUCUUGAUCUCGUUCUUCCGGUUUGUGCCAUCUCUGGAGGCAGAAGUGAAAGCCGCCAAUCUCGUGCUUUCUCACUGCGGAGCUGGGACUGUGUUCCAAACUCUGCGCAUGCGCAAGCGCCUCGUCGCCGUUGUCAACACCUCUCUGAUGAGCAACCACCAACUCGAGUUGGGUCGCGAGCUCCAGCGAAGGUGCCACUGUCUCCUUGUCUCUUGUCUCGGGCCGGAACCUCACAGGCCUCACGGGCACCCAGGGCCUGGGGCGCCACCGAGCCGGGAGCACCCAGAGAAGUCCCCAUCGCCUGCGUCGGGCGCCGGAACCUCCGGCAGGGCGGGGCAGCAGAGGCGAGGAGAGGAGGAGACAGAAGAGUUCCCGCAAGAGCUUCACACGCGAGUCAAGCAGAUCUGCCAAGCUGUCUGGUCCUCGACUCCUGCAGUUUCUCUGACUUCUGCAAACUCAACAGAUGCGUCAUUGUCGGCUGUGGAACAUAAACAUUCAAAGCGACUGGCCGCCGGCCCCCCCCGCACGAUCUUCAGGAGUCUCCUGGGCAUGUUGAGGGCACUGAGGAGUCAAGGCGACAGAGAAGAAGGAGAAGAAGAAGAAAGGACAGAAAACGAACGGAGAGAAGACGCGACCGCCGCAGCUGCGGAUGCCGUGAGGAGAGGGGAAGUGCGGUAUGGAGACGGGGACAGCUCCGACAGGCAGCAGGAGCCCUGUGGAGCGCAGGAGUCGGUCGUCCUUGUUCCUCUUCCGCCUGCAGAUUUAAGUGGCUUCUACGAGGCAGUUCGCGACACUGUGGGGUUGCACCCUGUGUAUGGGGACAGCGAGGAGACAGUGAACGUCGAGGAAGAGUGA
Messenger RNA from Toxoplasma gondii ME49, 1728 nucleotides. RefSeq names its product glycosyltransferase family 28 C-terminal domain-containing protein. The transcript has a single exon. The coding region runs from base 1 to 1728 and encodes 575 amino acids. Lineage: Eukaryota; Apicomplexa; Conoidasida; Eucoccidiorida; Sarcocystidae. Gene Ontology annotation, molecular function: hexosyltransferase activity. Gene Ontology annotation, biological process: dolichol-linked oligosaccharide biosynthetic process. The record is from RefSeq and is a predicted model, not a curated record.